CUUUAUAACUCAGAGUGGAGCCCUUUGCCAGCAGGUAUGUGUGCCCCCUGCUUUAUAACUCAGAGUGGAGCCCUAUGCCAGCAGGCAGCAGUUAUCCGGCUUUAUAACUCAGGGUGGAGCCCUAUGCCAGCAGUUACCUGGCUUUAUAACUCAGAGUGGAGCCCUAUGCCAGCAGGUAUGUGUGCCCCCUGCUUUAUAACUCAGAGUGGAGCCCUAUGCCAGCAGGCAGCAGUUACCCGGCUUUAUAACUCAGAGUGGAGCCCUAUGCCAGCAGGCAGCAGUUACCCGGCUUUAUAACUCAGAGUGGAGCCCUAUGCCAGCAGGCAGCAAUUACCCGGCAUUGCAGCGCUGAGUGGAGCCGAGCGCUAACAGGAAGCCAGGGCUGUAAGUGACACGUGGAAAGAAAGUUUUUAGUGAAUCAGAUCUGAUCCCUCCCAGCGGCAGAGAAGUCUCAGCUCCGCGGCACCUUUUCGAUGGCAUCAUCCCUGGGGGGCAAGAUCGCGGGGUACCAGACGGCCCAAGUGCCAGCCGGUGACCUGCAACACCCGCUACUCCUGGAGCGGCUAAGAAGGAGCAGCAGAGACACCUUCUGGUCCAGGUUAGAGUCUCGAGUCUGGACUGUGACCCUCCUGGUGGGGACAUGUCUCCUGUAUUGCGCCCGUUCCAGCAUGCCAAUCUGUGCCGUAACCAUGAGUGAGGACUUUGGUUGGAACAAGCGCCAGUCGGGAGUUGUCCUCAGCAGCUUCUUCUGGGGUUACUGUCUUACCCAAGUUCUUGGGGGGCACCUGAGUGACAAGGUUGGGGGAGAGAAAGUAAUUUUCCUCUCAGCAUUGACAUGGGGUCUGAUCACAGCUAUGACUCCCCUUGUUGCUCACUUGACCACAGUUCCUCUAAUUCUGGUCAGUCUCCUCCGCUUCCUGAUGGGACUGUUGCAAGGUGUCCACUUUCCUGCUCUGGUGAGUCUCUUCUCUCAUCGAGUACGUGAGACUGAGCGUGCGUUUACCUGCAGUACAGUCGGCAGUGGGUCUCAGCUUGGGACUCUGGUUAUGGGAGGAGCUGGCUCACUUUUGCUGGAGUGGUACGGCUGGGAGAGCGUCUUUUACUUUGCUGGCUUCCUCACCUUACUCUGGGGGUACUGCUUGAGCACUUACCUACUGAAGGAGAAAGAGAGAAUUGUGACUGUCGAGGAUCUGGGGAAAUGUUUUGCCGUCUCUUCCCAGGCCAACGGACAAUGGAAGAAAUUGUUCUGGAAAGCUCCUGUGUGGGCAGUGAUCCUGGCCCAGCUCUGUGUUGCCAGCACGGCUUUCACAAUUUUCUCCUGGAUGCCAACAUUCUUCAAAGAAAGGUUCCCGGAAUCCAAGGGCUGGGUAUUCAAUGUUGUUCCCUGGCUCUUUGCUAUACCCGCUGGUAUUCUGAGCGGGCUCCUGUCUGACCAUCUCAUGACUCGAGGUUAUCAGACAGUCUGGGUGCGGAAACUUAUGCAGAUUGUUGGCAUGGGAUUCUCCAGUGUCUUUAUCUUCUGCCUGGCUCACAGCUCCUCGUAUCAUUAUGCAGUGGCUUUUGCCUCCGUGGCACUUGCACUACAGACUUUUAAUCACAGUGGUAUCACCGUUAAUGUGCAGGAUCUGGCUCCAACCUGUGCCGGCUUCCUUUUUGGUGUGGCCAAUACAGGUGGUGCUUUGCUGGGAGUGGUUUUGGUCUACCUGUCUGGUUACCUGAUUGAAACCACAGGAUCGUGGAGCUCCAUGUUCCACCUUGUGAUUGUGGUGAACCUGAUGGGUCUUGUUGUCUUCCUGGAGUUUGCGAGGUCAGAGCGAGUGGAUGCGGAGACAAUUCACGUGUAGGUGGGAGAUCCCACGGUUACGAUGGCCACAGAACCCCUAUCAGGCCUGGGCAGAGGAUGGACAGUGAAUUAAAGGAAAGUAGGGGGUCAACCAAAGCAGCAUGCAUCUCUACUUUCACAGCCGGGCAGUUCCUGCUAUAUCAAUGGUCAAUACAAAGGAAGGCAAUCAAGUUAUGUUCUGAAGCAGCGUGGAUAUAUAAAGACAAUGGCAAUAUGGUGGCCCCUGGGGGGCCAGUUUUGGGGACCAAUUUCAAGCAACUUCUUAUUUAUUUAUUUAUUGCACAAUACAUUCCCGUCCGCCCUCCAAUUACAGAAAUGGUGGUUGGGUUGGUUACCCUGAAUUAUACGGUUUAAUUUGCACUGGUGAUUUAAGCAUUCUGAUUGGCUCAUAGAAUUUGGGACACUCCUCAUGGCUGCUUUUUGUUACCUGCCCUGCUUCUGUGCUUAUUGAAGCUUCAUCCUUCAGCAGAGGCAUUCAACACAGGCAUAACGUGUCCUACCAGUUGCUAAUGGGAGCGGCAUAGCAGACCUUCUUGCUACAAGACAUUGCAGCAAAACUUUAAAACAAAAGGGCAGCUCCUGUGCCCAGAGAGACAAAAUAGAACAAACCGUUCAGAGGGCAGUGACUGCAGUAUAUAUAUAUAUAUAUAUA
Molecule: messenger RNA, 2495 nt
Organism: Xenopus laevis (African clawed frog)
Lineage: Eukaryota; Metazoa; Chordata; Amphibia; Anura; Pipidae
Gene: slc17a9.S
Product: solute carrier family 17 member 9 S homeolog
Exons: 13
Coding region: 474-1844 (456 amino acids)
Biological process (GO): ATP export; ATP transport; purine-containing compound transmembrane transport
Cellular component (GO): chromaffin granule membrane; lysosomal membrane; secretory granule
Molecular function (GO): purine nucleotide uniporter activity; transmembrane transporter activity
Source: RefSeq, a predicted model, not a curated record